CCGGAUGCCACGUCUGGCGAUUUAAAUAAAAAAAGAACCAAAUUUCUCUUUUAUGGCGUCAGUUAGGGUUGUCAGUUAACGCCGUGUGGAAAUUGGGUUUGGUGAAGCGAGGGUAUGAGCCGCUACGCCUUUCAUAUAUCCCUCCGCUAUUUUUUUGUCCCCUUUCAGACUGUUUUGGUCUAUUUGCUGUUAGCAACGGAAAGAACCCGAGAUAGCAGUAAACCCUAUUUUGAGAUAAUCUAGUUUUUUGUUAGAACUACAUAACAUACUGACACGUGGUCUAGCACCUACGUUUGUUUAAGAAGAGUGAUUGGCACGCGUUGUCUUUUUAAAUUAUUAUUAUUAUUUUGUUUUAAUAGCAAUUGUACAUAUUGCUAAUUUAGCUAACAGCCAGCUAGCUUCUUAGCAUCUAGCAUAGCAUCCUCCUUUAGGAGGCACGUUGACAUUAGCCUGCCAACUAACCAGACAGAUUUUAGGAUCGCCAACGUUAGCGAGCUGUCACACAAUCCCACACCGUCUUGUCGUCAAGAAAUUCCGGCGUGAAGCUGAUCAUUUUAAGACGUCGUCUUUUAUGGGAUCACCAUGUCAAUGAAGGCCGGUGGAAAUCGCAGUAAGCCCGGCGGUGGCAGCGCCGCUGGUGCCCCUGCCUCUGGUGCCGGAGGAAGCGGCGGGGGAAGACCGAAUCUGGGCAGGGGAAGACACAGUGGUAAAGGUCCCACAGCAGUAAUUUUCAACGGUGUAUAUGCAAAUAUGAGGAUGGUCCAUGUUUUGACUUCAGUGGUGGGGACCAAGUGUGAGCUGAAAGUGAAAAAUGGUGCAGUCUUUGAAGGAGUAUUCAAAACAUACGGUCCAGAGUGUGACCUGGUGUUGGAUGCAGCCCACAGAAAAAGCCCAGAGCUGAGCAUAGGCCCCAGGAAAGAGGAUAUUGUGGAGAGCAUAAUAUUCAAGGCCUCAGACGUGGUAGUUGUGACCUUCAAAGAUGUGGACCUGAGUUUCGCCAAGAAAGUCUCCACUGAUACAGACAAUUUUACCGACACAGCAGUGAGUGGUAAGAUCAAUGGCGAGCAUAAAGAGAAAGAUCUGGAACCGUGGGAUGGAGGAGAGACCCACAACUCAGACAGCCUUGAGUCUCUGGACACGGAUGUGAUGCUCCCUCUCUGUUUCCAUCAGUCAAAUGGUUGGGACCCAAAUGACAUGUUCAAGUACAAUGAGGAGAAGUAUGGAGUGUUGUCUACAUAUGACAGCAGCUUGUCCACAUAUACGGUCCCACUAGAGCGGGACAACUCCGAGGAGUUCCUCAAGAGGGAGGCGCGUGCUGCCCAGCUGGCAGAUGAGAUUGAGGCCAGUGCUGCGUAUAAGGCACGUGUUGCCCUAGAGAAUGAUGAACGGUCCGAGGAGGAGAAAUACACUGCUGUGGUGCGAGGGGAACGGGAGACUCACACACUCAAUAGCAGAGAGAACAAGUACAUUCCUCCAGGUCAGAGGAACAGGGAAGCAAUGUCAUGGGGACCUGGCCGUCAGAAUUCACCUCGCCUGUCUCAGAGCUCCGCUGGGCCCUCAGCUCCUCGACCCGGGCCUCAUGACUACAGUCCCAACUCUGGGGCUGACCAGAGGGUUGUUAAUGGAGGUUCAUCCCAUUGGCCCUCACCCUGUCCAUCUCCUUCCUCCCGCCCCCCCUCUCGUUACCAGUCUGGCCCCUCCUCCCUGCCUCCUCGGGCAACCACGCCCACCCGGCCACCCUCCAGACCCCCUUCUCGUCCUUCCAGGCCUCCCUCUCAUUCAUCCCACCCCUCCUAUCCCUCCUCCUCAUCCUCCUUUCCCCACCAUGGGCCCACCUCGCCAGCCUCCACUCUGCCCAAACGCAUGUCUUCAGAAGGUCCACCGAGGAUGUCUCCGAAAUCCCAGCGGACACCUCGUACUCACAGAGUGCCACCUUCCCGGACCACUGGUAUUCCUCCAGGAGUGGACUUAAUUUCCCACAAUGCUCCUGGAGAGAUUCCAGUGUCUGCACCAACUAGGAGCAACUCUUCUGGAGGGACAUGGUCUUCAGUGGUGAGCGGAGCUCACAGACCUCGCUCCCCUCGACAGAACAACAUGGGUGGAGCCUCCACUGGCUCCUCCUCUCUUCCUUCUCCUCAGACGGGAACUGCUCCCAUGGAAACUGUUGCUACACCAAUAUCAGCUUCUUCUACUGCUGCUAGCUCUGCUCCCAAUAUGGUCGCCUCUCCGUCCGGAGAUGCAAAAGAGUGUCGGGUUCAGGAGGGAAGACAAACAUCCCCCACAGCAAACAAGGAGAACAUUAAGCCCUUAGACAGCUCACCUAGUAUCACCAGACCAGUCUGUAAAGGACCACCUUCUAUGGCACCAGAUCACAGAAAACAAAUAGAUAAUUUAAAGAAAUUUAGUGUUGAUUUUAGGUUGCAGUCUAGUUCAAAUCCAGAUCCUACCUUUGACCAGAUGAUGACCAAGCCACCCAGAGAUCCAGCAGAGAAGCCUAAAGACCUUCCUCUGGACAAAGUGUCCACAGUGGGACGGGAUAGCACUGAGGAGGCUGUUGUCGUGAUUGCUGCUGGCGCCCCUGGUGGUGCCCCUGUUCCAUCCAACACCACCAUCACAAACACCAGUAAACCUGGCAGCCCUGCUGCACUGUCCCCAUCUCCCUCAGCCCCGGACCAAAAGAGGGCAGGGCUGGAUGUGACAUCGCAGGGAGUUCAGACAACAGCCACGUCCACAUUCAGUGGACCCAAGCAUGAAGAGAAGGAGGAGAAAAAGGAGGCCGUACAAGAUCAAGUAAGAAAAUCAACCCUGAACCCAAAUGCCAAUGAGUUCAAACCCAGGUUCAACACACAGCCCAAACCAGCCAACACCCCAACACCCCCACGGCCUCAGGGCCAGCCCAGCCCCUCCAUUGUUGUCCAGCAGCCCCAGGCGGUCUAUGGCCAGACUGUCUGCUUCCCCCAAAUGUAUCCGCUCACACCGGUCAGCCCCGGAGUUCAGAAAAGCAUAAUAUGGAAGUCUCCAGCCAUGUACCAGGUCCAGAUGCCUCAUAUGGUCAGCCAGUCUAAACCUUACAGACCAGGUAAAGUUCCCAACAUGCCCCAGCAGAGGUCAGACCAGCACCACCCACCAGGAACACCCACUAUGAUGCACCCGGCAACAGCAGCAGGACCACCUAUUGUAGCACAAAGCCCCGCCUACUCUGCCCAGUACUUCACGUGCAGUCCACAGCAGUUCACCAGUCAGCCGCUGGUCCAGCAGAUGACUCAUUACCAGUCACAGGCGCAGCAUGUGUUCAGUCCAGUCAUGCAGGGAAGUGCUCGAAUGAUGGCGCCUCCCACACACGGCCAACCCGGCCUCGUCUCUUCCUCGACUACACAGUACCCAGAGCAGACACACACCAUGUAUGUGUCUCCAGGGCCAAUGCCUCAGCAGUACCCCCACCCCACCGCCACCUUGCACCCUCACCCACAGCACCCACAGCCCUCUGCCACGCCUACAGGCCAAGGCCAGCAGGGUGGUCCCCCACAGCAUGGAGGUCCUCCGAACCAUCCAGCUGCGAGCCCAGUCCAGCACCCGCAGCAUCCGCAGGCAGCAGCAGGACUUACAGAUGUUCGGCUUCAUACUAAAAUGUUUUUGCAUGUAGCAGCAGCAGCAGCCCAGGCCCUCCACCUGGCUAACCAGCCUCCACAGCAGCAGAUGUACUCAGCCUUGGCCCCCACGCCCCCCUCCAUGACCCCGGGGCCCAAUCCUCAGUCUCCACAGGCAUCUUUCCCUACUGCCCAGCAGACUGUCUAUAUACACCCUCAGCAGGUGCAGCAUGGCUACAACCCCAACCACAUGGCCCACGUGCAGCAGGCCCAUAUGCAGUCUGGUAUGGUACCGUCUCACCACCCAGGAGCCACCCACCCUCCGAUGAUGCUGAUGGCGACUCAGGCUCCUCCUGGUGGUCCACAGCCACAGAUGCCUCAGACCGCCCUCAACCCCAUCCCUGUUUCCUCUACCACACAUUUCUCCUACCUGGCACAUCCACAAGUGCAGCCUCAUCAUCAGCAGCAGCUGUAGACAGAGGGCGCCAGUGAGCUGAGGGACCCCGACCCCCCCACCACCGUUCUGCGUCGUCGCACUUCUCCACCAGAGCCUUCAUAACCAGGGCGAGGAAGAGUACGAGAGCCCUUCCUCUCAUCUCUGCCGUCCCCCACCACCACCA
Solea senegalensis (Senegalese sole) is the source of this 4207-nucleotide messenger RNA. It is a transcript of the gene atxn2, whose product is annotated as ataxin 2. Gene Ontology annotation, cellular component: cytoplasmic stress granule. Bases 583 to 4062 code for a protein of 1159 amino acids. NCBI's taxonomy places the organism in Eukaryota, Metazoa, Chordata, Actinopteri, Pleuronectiformes, Soleidae. The transcript has 27 exons. The record is from RefSeq and is a predicted model, not a curated record. Gene Ontology annotation, molecular function: RNA binding. Gene Ontology annotation, biological process: cytoplasmic stress granule assembly.